AAUGAAGGUCCUGGUUCUGCUACUUCUGUUGGGGUUCCCCUUCUGCGCUCAGUCUUUGAAUCCAGAAGACCCCAACGUCUGCAGUCACUGGGAAAGUUAUACUGUCACGGUGCAGGAGUCCUACGCACACCCAUUCAAUCAGAUCUACUACACCAGAUGCACAGACAUCCUGAACUGGUUCAAAUGCACCAAGCACAGGAUAAGUUACAAAACUGCAUAUCGGCGGGGUGUGAGAACAAUGUACCGACGGCGUUCUCAAUGUUGCCCUGGUUACUAUGAGAGUGGAGAUCUGUGUGUCCCGCUGUGUACUGCAGAAUGUGCUCACGGUCGCUGUGUGUCUCCUGACACGUGUCAGUGUGAACCAGGCUGGGGCGGACUGGACUGCUCAAGUGGUGAGUGGAGAGAUACAUUAAUGCGUAUACAUGUGUGGAUGUUGUGGUGCCCCAAGCUGCUCUUGGGGUCCCACUAG
Molecule: messenger RNA, 469 nt
Organism: Clupea harengus (Atlantic herring)
Lineage: Eukaryota; Metazoa; Chordata; Actinopteri; Clupeiformes; Clupeidae
Product: multiple epidermal growth factor-like domains protein 11
Exons: 4
Coding region: 2-469 (155 amino acids)
Cellular component (GO): membrane
Molecular function (GO): protein binding
Source: RefSeq, a predicted model, not a curated record